AUGGACGUGUUUUGGAUCCCUCUUCUCGCCAUCCUCGUGCUCCUCCACCAAACCAGUGACGCCAGCGACCCCAAGGAGGUGAUCGGGGUCCUGGGCGGGUCCAUGACCUUGCGCGCCCACGAUGCGGAAGGAAAUGCAGCACACUGGAAUUUUGGGGGUGAUCCCAUCGUGACCGUGCCAUUUAGGGAUCCUCGUCAAGCCAUAUUUCAUAAAGACACAUUCGAAACCCGCUUUGCUGUCUCUGAGAAGGGCCACGUGCUCAGAAUCUCCCAGCUGAGGAUGGAGGAUGCCGGGACCUACUCUGUAAUCAUUGGGGAGAAAAGAUCCACCUUCACCCUGCGGGUGUUCAAGGAGCUGGCAGAGCCCACGGUGACCUGCGAGGCCCAGAACUGCUCAGGCGGGAGCUGCAGCUCCUCCCUGCGCUGCUCCGCGCCCGGCGCCGGCCUCGGGAACGUCUCCUACACCUGGAGGAUCCAGGGUCGGACGUGGGACGGGAGCUCCGUGGUGCUGCUGCUGAACGAAACGUCCCAGGAGGAGCCGGAGCCGCUGACGUGCACGGCACGGAACCCCGUCAGCAACAGGAGCGUCACCGUCACCGCCCCCGGGAUGUCUGCGCAGGUGCCCUUCUCCAGCAGCCAGGUCGGGCUCAGCGGCGGGUUCUGCAUCUUAGCUGGGAUUUUGGUCGCAGCGCUUUUGUUGAUUUUCCUCGUGCUCCUGUGGAAAUCCAAAGGCUGGACAGAAUUCCGCCUCUCCCAGUCCAAGCCUGCAGACACAGGGGCCACGAACGACUACACGACCGUGUACGCCGAGGUAGGCCCUUCCCAGCAGCGCGUCCCUGAUGGAACUAAAGCCAAACCAGCCGAGGGGGGACCCUCCUCAACCAUUUAUUCCCUGGUCAAGCGCCCAGACCAGGUGGACGGUGGGACGGCACAAAAUGCCACCACGACUGGCCUGGAGCUGGUCUAGAAGGACCCAGAGCUAGUCUGGAGAACAAGAGACUGGUUUAAAAAAAGUGGAAUUGAUUUAAAGAUCUAUUUUAAUGAGUCUGC
Messenger RNA from Camarhynchus parvulus, 1049 nucleotides. RefSeq names its product T-lymphocyte surface antigen Ly-9-like. The record is from RefSeq and is a predicted model, not a curated record. Gene Ontology annotation, biological process: T cell activation. Gene Ontology annotation, cellular component: external side of plasma membrane. Lineage: Eukaryota; Metazoa; Chordata; Aves; Passeriformes; Thraupidae.